Striga hermonthica is the source of this 1627-nucleotide messenger RNA. Lineage: Eukaryota; Viridiplantae; Streptophyta; Magnoliopsida; Lamiales; Orobanchaceae. The record is from the annotation of a GenBank genome assembly.
AGCAGGAGGUGGAGUUAUCUGUUGAUGAAAUUAUCCCUGGUCUCAAAGAAUGUCAGCUUAGUCUUAUAGGUAAAAUUCAUGGGGAUAAGAAAGCUAACCUCAAUGGUCUGAAAACUACUUUAAAUAGUAUUUGGACCACAAGGAAAGAAUUUCAUAUCAGAAGCUUGAGUAAUAAUAAGUUUCAAUUUCUGUUUCAGCGUGAGGAAGAUAGGGAUAGGAUUUUGCAAGGGAAAACUUGGUCCUUUGAUGGACAAUAUAUUCUAAUGAAACUUUGGAGUCCUAUAUCUAAUGACUUUUCCUAUGAAGAAGAAGUCAUUAAGGUUUGGGUUCACAUUUUGAAUCUUCCAUUGCACUGGACUUCUUUUGAUAUAGGGUUGAAAAUAGGGAAAAGGAUUGGAAAGACUCUGGAUUUCCAACUCCCUGGGACAAGUGAUCAAUUAGGGCACAUUAUGAAAGUGUUAGUGGAAUUUAAUGUGAAUGAACCUCUCCCUAGGGGUUCUCUGAUCAAAGUUGGCUCUGAUUCCACUUGGGUGGAUUUCAGAUAUGAGAACCUGCAAACCUUUUGUUUUUAUUGUGGCAAGCUGGGUCAUUCUGAUAAGAAUUGUGAGAUUAAGAGUGGGGAUGUUAAAAACAAUGAGGUGAAUAUAGGGCAAUAUGAGGAAUGGUUAAGGGCUAGAAUUGUGUCUUCUGGUCACUCUAGAAGUCCUAGCUCUUUGAACCAGGGCAGUCAAUCUAGUGAAAAGGAUAAAUUGACUAGAUCUAAUCAGUUGGUGGCUAGGAGUGAAGUGGGUGAAAGGCUGAGAAAUAGUGUGUCCUCUAAUCAGGACACUCAACAGGGAGGAGAGAAAGGUAUUACCCAACUUGAGACCCCCUUACCUAUGGAAGAGACUGCUCAGGCAGUCUUUGAGAAUCCUAUCCUUAUUCCUAAGGGUAGUGAAGGGGCUUCUGCCUCUAAGAACCCUGACUCAUCUGAUGGUGAUCUUGUAGAAGUUACCAUUCUGCCUACCGUCAUGGAAGGGAAUACUGGGUCAAGAAAAAAGGCUACUUUUUCUAGGAAGCCUAGAUCCAGUAAGGGCUUGACCUCUGAGAUUAUGCAAGUGGAUAAGAAUGGGGAGGUGGAAAAAAAAAUUAUUAUUACUAUGUGUAAAAAUCUUAGAUUGCAUGACAAUUGGUUUUAUGUUAAGCCUGAAGGCAGGAAGGGAGGAUUAUUUCUGACUUGGUCUGAUAAUAUUUCCUUGAUUGAAGUUAACAGCUUAGGCUUUUGUUUAGAAGUGUGCUUUAGUUUUAAGGGCUUUUCUGAUAUUUUUUGGGGAGUGUUUGUCUAUGCUAGCACAGAUAAUGUUGUGAGAGCUAGACAAUGGGAGGUUCUUGUUAGACACAGUCUUACUUGGGGUAGCUUUUGGUUCUUAUGUGGAGAUUUCAAUGAUAUUUUGUGUCAAGCUGAUAAGAAUGGGGGGGUGAGAAGAGAGGAGGCUAGUUUUUCCAAUUUCAGGGAUUUUAUUAGGACUUUAGGGGUUGUGAAAAUCAUGUCAGUGGGGCAGCCAUUCACCUGGUCUAAUAACAAGAGAGGUUCUGCUUUUGUUGAGGAAAAAUUAGACAGAUUUUUUGUGUCCCCUGAUUUGAUUAU